UUUUUUUGUUUGUUUUUUGGCACUCCUGCAGCCAACUCUGGGAGGGUUUUCUGGACAGAGGUUCUCGUGCUGCUGCCUUAAGACGUGCAGCCCAGGCCGCAGCUGCCAGUGCUCUCUGACCCAGGCCCACCGCAGGCAGCCGCAGCAGCAGCAUGGAGCUCCGGGGGCCCUACUUGCUCCUCUGCCUCUUUUCCCUCCUGACCCAGGUCACUGCUGAGGCACCUACCUCCAACGUCAAGAAGGCUGCAAAUGCCAAGAAAGAUGCCGUGAACCCGAAGAUGCUUGAGGAGCUCAAGACCCAGCUGGACACCCUGGCCCAGGAGGUGGCCCUGCUGAAGGAGCAGCAGGCCCUGCAGACGGUCUGCCUAAAGGGUACCAAGGUGCACAUGAAAUGCUUUCUGGCCUUCGUCCAGGCGAAGACCUUCCAUGAGGCGAGUGAGGACUGCAUCUCGCGCGGGGGCACCCUGGGCACCCCGCAGACGGGCUCCGAGAACGACGCCCUGUACGAGUACCUGCGCCAGAGCGUGGGCAGCGAGGCUGAGGUCUGGCUGGGCUUCAACGACAUGGCAGCCGAGGGCUCCUGGGUGGACAUGACCGGCGGUCACAUCGCCUACAAGAACUGGGAGACGGAGAUCACCGCGCAGCCCGACGGCGGCAAGGUCGAGAACUGCGCCGCCCUGGCCGGUGCGGCCAACGGCAAGUGGUUCGACAAGCGCUGCCGGGACAAGCUGCCCUACGUCUGCCAGUUCGCCAUCGUCUAGAGAGCCGGGAGGGGCGGGGCCGGGCCGGGGAGGGUGGGAUCGUGAGCCCCAGGAGAGGGGCCGUGGGAUCUUCCCGCCCCGCAUUCCCACCGCCGUGCGCUGGGAGCCUCCCUUUGCAAAUAAAGUGGGUGAAGCUUUGCGGAGAGUGGCUGCGGUCUGUGCCGGGUCCGAGGGAUGGGGAGAGUCCAGGAACCUGGCCGGGAGCCCAGGGAGAGGUCGCUUAGAAGGAGGCGAGCAGGGAGGUGGUGAAGAAUGGCGAGCUGGAAGCAAAGAGGAGGGGGAGGAGGAAAAGAGUAGGGCGGACGAGGGAACCCCUGACUGCGGCUGCCUUUUCUUAAUUAAACAACUUUAUAU
Molecule: messenger RNA, 1115 nt
Organism: Hippopotamus amphibius kiboko
Lineage: Eukaryota; Metazoa; Chordata; Mammalia; Artiodactyla; Hippopotamidae
Gene: CLEC3B
Product: C-type lectin domain family 3 member B
Exons: 3
Coding region: 153-761 (202 amino acids)
Biological process (GO): bone mineralization; ossification
Source: RefSeq, a predicted model, not a curated record